Molecule: messenger RNA, 1209 nt
Organism: Salvelinus namaycush (lake trout)
Lineage: Eukaryota; Metazoa; Chordata; Actinopteri; Salmoniformes; Salmonidae
Product: POU domain, class 2, transcription factor 3-like
Exons: 12
Coding region: 1-1209 (402 amino acids)
Biological process (GO): regulation of transcription by RNA polymerase II
Cellular component (GO): nucleus
Molecular function (GO): RNA polymerase II cis-regulatory region sequence-specific DNA binding; DNA-binding transcription factor activity, RNA polymerase II-specific
Source: RefSeq, a predicted model, not a curated record
AUGAGCACAGACGGGGUGGAACACUCAGAGGCUCACCAUGAACAAGCAGACAAUGAACAAAAUGGAAUUGACUUCACCAGACAAAUCAAGACAGAGGUCCUCAAUGACUCUCCCCAUUCUGUCUUAUCACACAAGACAUGUCACCUGACACAAGGAGCCCCAAUAUCUGGUGGCCAGCUAUCAGGGCUCUCCUCCCUACACACCAUGCAGCAGUUGGUGCUUAUGCCAGGCUCUCACCACCUCUCACCUCCAUCCUCCUUCCUCCUCUCACAGACACAACACACGGGGCACCAAGGUAUAGCACUUCUGCAGCAGAACCUCCUCAGCUUUCCCACCCAGAGCCAGUCAGGCCUCCUCCAGCACCAGCCUGGGUUAGCAUUGACACCUCAGGCCAUGAGUCGGUCGGGCCUGACGUCGUCGUCCAUGGAAAGCCACCUGGACAUGUCCCACUUGCAGGUCCCCAAACACAUGGGGCCCCCCCAGCAGGACGAGGCCAGUGACCUGGAGGAGCUGGAACAGUUUGCCAAGGCCUUCAAACAGAGACGCAUCAAAUUGGGCUUUACCCAGGGUGAUGUAGGCCUGGCUAUGGGGAAGCUGUAUGGGAAUGACUUCAGCCAGACCACCAUCUCCCGCUUCGAGGCCCUCAACCUAAGCUUCAAGAACAUGUGCAAGCUGAAGCCUCUACUUGAGAAGUGGCUGAGUGACGCAGAAAAUUGCCCCUCUGACUCUAUGAGCAAUGCUGUCUCUCUACCCCCCCUGAUGGAAGGCUAUGGAAGGAAAAGAAAAAAGAGGACAAGCAUCGAAACCAACAUAAAGCUCACCCUGGAGAAACGCUUCCUUGACAACCCCAAGCCUAACUCGGAGGAGAUCAUGCUGAUCUCAGAGCAGCUGUCUAUGGAGAAGGAGGUGGUGCGGGUGUGGUUCUGUAACCGCAGACAGAAGCAGAAGAGGAUCUACUGCCCCGUGUCCACCUCACCAAUGAAAUCACACAACUUCAACUCCAGAAUGGCAUCCACGUCCAGAUCAUACAGCCCUCCUGCUUCAGGAGGCAAGUUGUCAUCGAGUUCCUCUCCCAAUAGUCCUACUCGUGGGCCUUCGCCUGGAACACUCCGGUCUGGCUCCGCUGCUCUGACCUCUCAGGUCAACCAGUCCUUCAGCUCACCAGGGUCGUGGUAUCGCACAUGGAACCCUACGUCCUAUCACCACUGA